CCGAUCUAAGUCGAGUCGAGUUUGUGCCGCAGACGUGGCUGCAUCUUCUGAAGACAUCAGUCUCUUCAACAAUCGAUUUUCAAUAAUUUUAAUUGUUACAUUACAUAAAUUUAUUUAAAUCAUGAGAGAAAUCGUUCAUUUGCAAGCCGGUCAAUGCGGUAAUCAAAUUGGCGCCAAGUUCUGGGAAGUGAUAUCUGAAGAACAUGGAAUUGAUCAAAAUGGAAUUUAUCAUGGCGACAGUGAUCUUCAAUUAGAAAGAAUUUCCGUUUACUACAAUGAAGCUUCCGUUGCGACAUCAACAAAUGGAGGUAAAUAUGUACCCCGAGCAAUUUUAUUGGACUUGGAACCAGGAACAAUGGACGCAGUUCGUUCAGGAGCAUACGGAAAACUAUUCCGGCCAGACAAUUACGUCUUUGGACAAUCAGGAGCCGGAAAUAAUUGGGCCAAAGGACAUUACACUGAAGGAGCCGAGUUAGUAGACUCAGUGCUUGAUGUAGUUCGAAAAGAAUGUGAAAACUGCGAUUGUCUACAAGGUUUCCAGUUAACCCACUCCCUCGGCGGUGGAACCGGAUCCGGUAUGGGUACUCUUCUCAUCUCAAAGAUCCGUGAAGAGUAUCCUGAUAGAAUAAUGAACACUUACUCUGUAAUGCCGUCGCCAAAAGUAUCUGAUACUGUCGUCGAGCCUUACAAUGCAACUUUGUCUGUUCACCAGUUGGUUGAAAACACCGACGAGACUUAUUGUAUUGACAAUGAAGCCCUUUAUGACAUUUGUUUCCGUACUUUGAAGGUUGGGAAUCCUUCUUACGGUGACUUGAAUCAUCUUGUAUCGCUUACGAUGUCAGGAGUGACCACUUGCUUGAGAUUCCCUGGACAAUUGAACGCUGACUUGCGUAAACUUGCUGUCAAUAUGGUACCGUUUCCACGAUUGCACUUUUUUAUGCCAGGGUUCGCACCUUUGACAUCCCGUUCAAUGCAACAAUACUCGGCACUGUCAGUUCCUGAAUUAACUCAACAGAUGUUUGACGCUAAAAAUAUGAUGGCUGCUUGUGAUCCUCGUCAUGGAAGAUAUCUCACUGUUGCCGCUGUAUUUCGGGGCAGAAUGUCAAUGAAAGAAGUUGAUGAACAAAUGUUAAGUGUCCAGAAUAAAAAUAGCUCAUACUUUGUUGAAUGGAUACCAAAUAAUGUUAAGACUGCGGUCUGUGAUAUUCCACCUAAGGGAUUGAAAAUGUCGUCGACUUUCAUUGGAAAUACAACAGCGAUCCAGGAAUUGUUCAAACGAAUUUCGGAACAAUUUUCUGCUAUGUUUAGAAGAAAAGCUUUCCUUCAUUGGUACACUGGUGAGGGUAUGGAUGAAAUGGAAUUCACCGAAGCUGAAUCAAAUAUGAAUGAUUUGGUGUCUGAGUACCAACAGUACCAAGAGGCCACCGCUGAAGAAGACUUUGAAACUGAAGAAGCUGCUGAUGAUUUCGAAACUUGCGAACAAGAGUAAUGCAGACUGAUAAUUAUUAUUAUUUAAUUUAUUAUUUAUAAUUAUGAUCAAUAAUUAUUCAUUUAAUCACUUGUAUAAGUAAUUAUUCAUUUAAUCACUACUUCAUACUGUAAAAAAUUUGCAGAAUGAAUGCGGAUUAAAUCCGGAGUGAAUGCGGAGUGGGUAACUGUUUAUUUAUUUAAUCCCCUCGGAGUUAAACUUACUCCGAAGUGAAAUUAAUUUAAAUAUUAAAACUCCGGUUCGGAGUUAAAUUCACUUCUGAAAGGAGAUUCAGAUCACUUUGAAAUCACUCCGCUGAAAAACAACCUCCGAAUUUACUCCGUAUGCGGAGUGAAUUUUUUUAAAACUCCGGAACUCUGAGUGAACUCAGAUUUAAAUAAAAUCCGUAAUCACUUGCAAUUUUUUACAGUUCAUUAAUUGGUUUACUAAAAUUUGAUUAAUUAUUAUAAUAACACAAUAUCAUCUUCAUGUCUAUGAAAUAAUGCUUUUUUCAUACUUUUAUAUAAUAUGA
This is a messenger RNA of Microplitis demolitor, 2000 nucleotides long. Its product is annotated as tubulin beta chain. Gene Ontology annotation, molecular function: GTPase activity; structural constituent of cytoskeleton; GTP binding. Lineage: Eukaryota; Metazoa; Arthropoda; Insecta; Hymenoptera; Braconidae. The transcript is spliced from 3 exons. Gene Ontology annotation, cellular component: microtubule; cytoplasm. Bases 122 to 1489 code for a protein of 455 amino acids. The record is from RefSeq and is a predicted model, not a curated record. Gene Ontology annotation, biological process: microtubule cytoskeleton organization; mitotic cell cycle.